Molecule: messenger RNA, 330 nt
Organism: Trametes versicolor FP-101664 SS1
Lineage: Eukaryota; Fungi; Basidiomycota; Agaricomycetes; Polyporales; Polyporaceae
Exons: 1
Biological process (GO): regulation of transcription by RNA polymerase II
Cellular component (GO): nucleus
Molecular function (GO): DNA-binding transcription factor activity, RNA polymerase II-specific; RNA polymerase II cis-regulatory region sequence-specific DNA binding
Source: RefSeq, a predicted model, not a curated record
AUGGCACCCACGCGUAACCAGCGCACACCCCACAGGGCCCAACCGCCACACCUGCUCCCAGAGCCUACCGACAUCCCCGAAGGCAGCCAGGGUGGGAAGAUCCCCAGGCCAUCGAACGCCUGGAUCCUGUAUCGUACGGAGCACGCCGCGCGCCUCAAAGCGGAGAAGCUCGCCAAGAAGGAGCCUCCUUACCGACAGUCAAUGGUCUCCAAGAUCGUCGGGCAACAGUGGCGCGCGGAGCCUCAGUCGGUGCGUAACAGGUACGAGAAGGAGGCAGCUCGGCUCGCGGAGAUACACGCCGAGAUGUACCCGGAGUACAAAUUCCAGCCC